Messenger RNA from Carlito syrichta (Philippine tarsier), 1783 nucleotides. It is a transcript of the gene IL12RB1, whose product is annotated as interleukin 12 receptor subunit beta 1. Lineage: Eukaryota; Metazoa; Chordata; Mammalia; Primates; Tarsiidae. The annotation marks the transcript as partial. The record is from RefSeq and is a predicted model, not a curated record. The transcript is spliced from 14 exons. Gene Ontology annotation, molecular function: protein binding.
UGUGCCUCAGCACCGUCUUGGCCUCAAGGCUUUCCGGGGUGGGGACAGGGCGGCUGGGCCUUGCGGGCCCGGAGGCUGCUGCGGGCCACGGCCUCCUCUGUGUGGGCCCGAUGGGGCGGCCGGCGGCCAGACUGGCCCUCCUCCUCCUGCUGCUGUCCCGGCGAGGCGCACGAGGGGCCCCCGGCCGGGGCACGCCACCUCCUGUGGUGCUGCCUCAGUGCUGGGAGAUGCUGCUACUUCACCGCAGACUCGGCCACCAGACUGCAGUUCUCUGACCAGGAUGGGGUGUCCGUGCUCAAGCCGGUCACCCUUUGGGUGGAGUCCCGGGCCGCGAACCAGACGGAGAGGUCACCCGCGGUGACCGUGGUGCUCCACAGCGUGGUGAAGUACCACCCUCCCCCAGAGGCCAUCAAGGUGUCCAGGUCCGCAGGGCAGCUGCGAAUGGCGUGGGAACCCCCGGCCCACCAGGAGGGAGCAGAGGUGCAGUUCCGAUACCGGGUGCCCGGCGGCCCGUGGGUGUUGGGCAACUGCGGACCUCAGAAUGAAACUGAGUCCUGUGUUUGCCCCCUGGAGACGGACGUGGCCCAGGAGUUCCAGCUCCGGCGGCGGCAGCUCCAGCAGGGGCCCCCGGAAGGUCCCUGGAGCAGCUGGAGCAGCUCUGUGUGUGUUCCCCCAGAAACCCCUCCUCCGCCCGAGGUCCUGGUGGAGCAGCCCGGGUUGGACGGGAGGCGGCUGCUGACGCUGCACGGGCAGCCCAGCCAGCACGAGCUCCUGGAAGGCUGCCGCGGGCCGGCCCCUGGAGGGCAGGUGAGCUACCAUGUGCAGCUGAGCAUGCUGUCCUGCCCGUGUAAGGAACAGGCCACCAGGACCCUGCGCCUGGGGCGCAAGCUCUACCUCUCGGGCCCCGCCUACAGCGUGUCCGUCUUCUCCCGGGAUCACUUCGGCCCCAGCAGGAACUGGACCUGGCACAUCCCCGCUCACACCCACCCAGCCACGCACAGCUGGAGCCACACGGUCCCCGCCCUGGCCGAGGAGGAGUGCUACCGCGUCACCAUCUUCGCCUCGACGCGUCCGGAGAAGCCCACCUCCUGGGCCACGGUGCUGUCCACUCACCACUUCGGGGGCAACGCCUCGGGGGCCGGGACCCCGCAGCACGUCUCGGUGAGGAAUCACAGCCUGGACUCGGUGCACGUGGCCUGGAGUCCGUCCCCGCUGAGCGCCUGUCCCGGGGCCCUGAAGGGAUACGUCGUGCGCUGUCGAGAGCAAGAUGGCGGCCGGGUGUCAGAGCAGGCCGUGAAGCCCUCGGAGACCCACGCCACCCUCCGCGGCCUGCGAGCAGGGGCGGCCUACACGGUGCAGGUGCGCGCGGACACGGCCGCGUCCCGGGGCGUCUGGAGCCCGCCCCAGAGCUUCCAGAUCCUCGCCGCCCCGGCCUCCGACACGUCCGUGUUCCUGGCGUCGCUAGGCGGUUUCCUGAGCGUCCUCCUGCUGGGUGUCCUUGGCCACCUGGGUCUGAGCAGGGCUGCACGGCGCCUGUUCCCACGCCUGCCCACGCCCGGUGCGAGCUCCGCCAUCCAGCUCCCCGGCAGCCAGGGGAAGCAGACUUGGCAGUGGGCCAUCCCGGCAGACUUCCCGGAGGAGGCAUCCCUGCACGAGGCCCUGGUGGUGGAGAUGCCUUGGGACCAGGGCCAUGGGACGGACACUCCCAAGAAGACAGAGCCACCUGGGGGCACCCCCGAGCGGACCGCUGACCCAGGGCCGGCCCUGGAGGGCGGGGACAGGG